Messenger RNA from Neurospora hispaniola, 5778 nucleotides. RefSeq lists its product as uncharacterized. Gene Ontology annotation, molecular function: DNA binding; ATP binding; DNA ligase (ATP) activity. Gene Ontology annotation, biological process: double-strand break repair via nonhomologous end joining; DNA recombination; DNA biosynthetic process. The record is from RefSeq and is a predicted model, not a curated record. Gene Ontology annotation, cellular component: DNA ligase IV complex. The transcript has 5 exons. Lineage: Eukaryota; Fungi; Ascomycota; Sordariomycetes; Sordariales; Sordariaceae. Bases 1 to 5778 code for a protein of 1925 amino acids.
AUGGCGACCGUCAACGGAAAAGCAAACGUCAACCGACCAGUUGAUUCCAAGCAGAAGGAAGCCGAUGUCAACCGCAAACUUCAGUUCUACGGAAUCGCCAGCGCUUUCCAGUACGGGAAAGUUCCUUCGAACGACCAAAUCGAUGUUGCGUUGAACAGCUUUCUCCAGUCCAAGGCGCUUGCGCACCCAUCCAAGAAGCUCUCUCCAGAGGGACAGCAGCUCGUUGCCGAUUUCAGGGAGGUUGUGAAAGAGGCCAAGAAUCUCCUGCUCUCCAAGAAUGAGGGAAACCUCCUCCAGGAUUUCAUUUGGCAGACACAGCAGUUCAACCCCAAGGCUGUCAGCCUCCCUAGUGCCCCUGUGGAUAAGGAACAGGCCCAGCAGCAUGGCAACCAGGCUCUCGAGGGAUUGCGCACUUUGGGCACUCUCAUUAUCACCAACGGCCAGUUCCGCAAACUGCUCAAGGAUGCCACCGUCUUGCUCCGUGAUAUCGCUGGCGAUGCCGCUACCAAUGCCGCCGCUCGCGUGAGGCCUUCCCAGGAGGACCUUCAGCAGCUUGAUGCGCCCGCUCCUGAUAAUACUUGGCACGAGAAGCCUGAUUUUUCCCGUGAUCAGGUGAAGAGCAAGUUUAGCAACAUUUACAAGGGAAACCCCAAGGAGGACGCCAAGCAUGUCUUGGGCGAGGCCACCUCUGCUGCUCACCCUGAUGGAUCGGCCAACCCCAGAGAUUUGGCCAACACCGCUGCUCAUGAUGGCCGCACUGGCGCCUCUUCCGGUAUCGACGCUGAGAAGGGUCUCUCUUCUGCUGCCAACACGGCUCAGCGCAAGCUUGACCAGAACCUUGAUGAUGAGACCAAGGAGAAGGCCAAGAAGAAGAAGGAGGAGUACAAGGCCCGUACAAGGGAAUACUUCAAGAAGAAGGUUCCUCAAGAGCGUCGCGAACAGACAAUCUGGCGCUUGAAGAAAAUGAUCGUUGAAAUCCAGCAGCACCCCGAUUACCACCGUGCGAUCACCACUUUGCUCAACAUCGCCGAGGAGUACGGUAGCCACGCCAACAGACUUGCUCAGGGAGGCACUAGUACUGUGAAGGAUACGCGUAACGCUUUGGCCCAGGCCGAGGGUGAUCUCAAGACCCUUAUUGAGCGCUUCGCCAACGGCACUUCCACUGAUGAUCUGUGGGCUUCCAUCAAGACCAUCUAUGAGGAUGCCGACAAAGAUCCUGAGUUGAAGAACUGGUUCAAGGCCAUGAACAGCUUCAUUCGCCGCUGCCUCCAGGAGGAGGGUUACAUCCUCGAUGAUGCUUCCAACGAGGAGUGGAACCGCCUUUACGACCAAGGCAACUACCUUCUCCGCAACAAGUAUCGUGCCCACACCGAUCGCGUUAUCGAUGAACUCAAGUUCUUGGCCGAUCAGUUCGACCACGAUCCCCAAAACAAGAGCUUUGCGGCGUCCCUGAACAAGUUGUUCACUGAUCUUGGCAACGAUGAGAACGGCAAGCCUACCUUCAAGCCCCAUCUCGUCAAGGAUCUGACCGACGUGGUCAUCCCCGCCAUGUUCGAGAAUGUCGCUUACAUUCCGGUUCCCCGUAUCGAGUACUCCGAUCACCAGAUCGACGCUGUGAUUGAGAACCUUGUCCUUGAGAGCGACAACUUCAUGCCCAAUGUCCUCGAAGUUGCUAGUGAAAACUACCUGCGCUUUGGUCGCAAGAAGAUCGCCAACAAGAAGAAUAUGUCCGUUGACGUCAAAGUUGCCGGUAUCCAAAUGGAUCUGCGCGAUGUGAGCUACUACAUCAAGCGGAAGCAGGGCUUCCCAUCGCUCAGCGACACUGGUAUUGCCAACAUUUUGCUGGAGGGUGACGGCUUCACCUUCCGCAUGAAGAUGUCUUCGGCCGAUGCUAAGGACAGGCAGAACUUUUUCAAGAUUGACAAGGUGGAUGUUGAUGUCAAGCACUUCCGCAUCAAGUUGAUCAAGUCCAACCACAAGUUGCUUUUCAACCUCUUCAAGCCCAUCAUGCUCAAGGUUCUCCGUCCCGGUCUUCAGAAGGCUCUCGAGAAGGCCAUUCGUGAUCAGGCUACCAGACUUGACAGCAUCCUGUACGAGAUCAAGCAGGAGGCUGAUAGGGCUCUUGACGAGGCUCGCGAAGAUCCCGAGAAGACUCCCAAUAUCUACAAACGCUAUGUCACAGCGGCACAGAAGAAGGUCCUCCAGGGCAAGCAGAAGGCCGAGGGCGCUGUUGCUGACAAGAAGAUCAACUAUGCUGUUACUAAGGAGGACAGCAUCUUCCCCCACAUCAGCCUUCCUGGCGGAAUCAGCUCCAAGGCCACGGAGUACAAGGAGCUCGCUCGCAAAGGCGACAAGUGGGAGAGCCCCGUGUUCUCGAUUGGUUCUGCUGGAAAGAGCCACGACAUUCCCCCCGCCCCACGUGUUGUCCGCAAGCCGCACUCUACCACUGGCACCGGCACUAACGGUGCAGCCCACGGCACUGGCAACGGCCACGCGCUCCACGGUGGUCCUGGCAUGAACGUCGGCAACGGUAGCUUGAACGUUGGCAACGAUGGCCGGAACCUUCCCGGUGCCAACUACCUUCCUGGCGACCCUGCUGUAAGCGGUUUUGGAACGAAGAAUGUCGGCAGCGCCCCUAACGGCCGCGUUCCUAAGAACUUGAUGAGCAGUGAGUUCAUAUCCCCAAGCAAAUCCCAAGAUAUGUCCAGGCCACUCAUCCAAGAAUACAGCUUCCCUAACAGACCACGAAACCACUCCAAAACCUUCCCAUUCUCUGACCUCUUUCGGACCCUCUUCAACCCUCUCAUUGACUGCAAACCCUCAACCUCUGGGGGUACGGUGCGCGGCCCCAAACCAGGACGAGGCGGCCACUUCUCCAAGGUCUCCUACCAUGAACAGCGCCGGCACAUCAUCGAGCGCUUCAUGUCGCGCUGGCGGUCCGAAGUUGGCAACGAUUUUUACCCGGCCAUGCGCCUCAUCCUCCCCGACAAGGACCGCGACCGCGGCGUGUAUGGGUUGAAGGAGAACACCAUCGGCAAGCUGCUGGUCAAAGUCAUGAAGAUUGAUCGGAACUCGGAGGACGGGUAUAACCUCAUGCACUGGAAGCUGCCGGGGGGCCAGAGUGGGGUGAGCCGGUCUGUAGGUGACUUUGCGGGGCGCUGUUUUGAAGUGGUCAGCAAACGUGCGAUGCGUGCUCAGCCGGGGGACUUGACGAUUGCGGAUGUUAAUGUCCUGUUGGAUCGCUUGGCGGCGGCAAGCGGGGAGGCCGAGCAGUUGCCGAUUUUUGAGGAGUUUUAUCGGCAGAUGAAUGCGGAGGAGAUGAUGUGGUUGGUGAGGAUCAUAUUGAAGGAUAUGAGGGUGGGCGCCACGGAAAGGACGUUUCUGAACCUGUGGCAUCCGGAUGCCGAGGCGCUGUUUAGCGUUUCGUCGAGCUUGCGGAGGGUAUGUUGGGAGCUGUUUGAUCCAGAGUUUCGGCUGGAACAGCAGGAGACGGGGAUUAAGCUGAUGCAGUGCUUUCAGCCGCAGCUGGCGCAGUUUCAGAUGACAACGACGUGGGAGAAGUUGGUGAAGAAUCUGGGGGUGACGGAGGAGAACCCGGAGUUCUGGAUAGAGGAAAAGUUGGAUGGCGAGAGGAUGCAGAUGCAUAUGAUAGAGGAUGAUACUGUGCCCGGAGGAUUUCGGUUUGCCUUUUGGUCGAGAAAGGCGAAGGAUUAUACUUAUCUCUAUGGUGAGAGCUUGGGAGAUGAGCAGUCCGCUCUGACGCGGCAUCUUCACAAGGCCUUUGACGACGGUGUGCGGAAUUUGAUUCUCGACGGAGAGAUGAUUACCUGGGAUAUCGACAUUGACAAGAUGGUGCCCUUUGGAACGCUCAAGACGGCCGCGUUGGAACAACAGAAGAACCCAUCUAAGGCUGGUCCUCGCCCGCUCUACCGUGUCUUCGAUAUUCUGCUGCUAAACGACAAGCCCCUUACCGAAUACACCCUCAACGACCGGCGGAGAGCUCUCGAGCGUGCCGUCGUCGGUGUCCACCGCCGCUUGGAAAUUCUUCCCUUCGAGCGAGCCACCUCCCCAGACGCCAUUGAGCCACUCUUGCGACGAGUCGUGGCCGAAGCAUCGGAGGGUCUUGUCCUCAAGAACCCACGCUCUCGCUAUUCACUCAACAGCCGUAACAACGACUGGAUCAAGGUUAAACCGGAGUACAUGUCCGACUUUGGCGAAUCGCUCGACUGUGUCGUGGUGGGCGGGUACUUUGGCUCCGGCCGGCGCGGCGGCACGCUCUCUUCCUUCCUCUGCGGUGUGCGCGUAUCCCAGAACUUCAUCAAAAGCGGCAAUGCCAGCGCCGAGAAAUGCCUCUCCUUCGUCAAAGUAGGCGGCGGUUUCAAAGCGGAGGACUACGCCGAAAUCCGGCACCACACCGAAGGCAAAUGGCAGGACUGGGACCCUUCCAGUCCACCAACGGAAUACAUCGAGCUCGGCGGCGGGGAAAAGUUACAGUACGAGAAGCCGGACGUGUGGAUCCGACCCAGCGACUCGGUUGUCAUCUCGGUCAAGGCCGCCAGCAUCACACAAUCGGACCAGUUCGCCAUGGGCUGGACGCUGCGGUUUCCGCGCUUCCGCAAACUGCGGCUGGAUCGCGCGUGGGACUCGGCGCUGGACAUGGACGAGUUCGAAGUGUUGAGAUCCAAAAUCAAGGACCAGGAAAAGGAGCGGAAAAAGAUGGAGAUGGAGAACCGCAAGCGGAAACCGGCGACCAAGCGCGCGAGGAAGGACCUAGUUAUUGCGGGGAUGUCUGAUCCUUCGUCUUCUUCUGCUGCUACACCCGUCAUCGCCCCGAAAGAGACAAGAGAAGCGAGCAGACGGUUGUUCGAAGGCUUGGACUUUUGCGUCCUUUCGGAUUCUUUAAAACCAAACAAAAUGGCUAAACCGGCUUUGGAGAAACUCAUCAAAGACCACGGUGGUCGUAUUCAUCAGCAGGUUAUGGACCACUCCGGUCAGGGGAAGAUCAUCAUCCCCAUAGCAGAUAAGAACGUGAUCAAAGUGGCUAGUCUGAGGAAGGCCAACCCGGAGAUGGAUAUCAUCCGGCCUAAAUGGAUUUUUGACUGUCUUGUGCAGCCAAUGCCGUUCACGAAACAAAAAGAAAACAAGAAGGGCUAUCUCCUCCCCUUUGAACCCACCCACCUCUUCCACUCCGGCAGCGAAGAGACGUCAGAAGAAGCGGACCAAGCAGUGGAUAAAUUUGGCGAUAGCUACGCCGGGGACUUGGCAGAAAUAAACGAGCUGAAGGCGAUCAUGGAGGGUAUGGAGUCCGAUGAUUAUGCAUUCGAUUCUGACUGGGAUUCGGACUCUGGCAGAGGAAGAGGAAGAGGCGACGGAUUUGACCUGGAUCAUUUCCUAGAUCACUUGGAAGAGCAAGGGACUUCGUUGGAUGAGCUACGGUCGUUCAUGUUCCGGAGGUGUCGGGUUUUCUUUGCUUUACCUAGUGUUGGUAACGGAGACGGGGCAGCAGAAAGCAAAGCCUUAAGACUGAAGAACUAUAUACGAUUUGGGAACGGGAAGGUAGUUGACGAGCUGGAGACGGCGACGCAUGUGGUUAUUGUUACUGCUUCUUCCGAGGAGAGUUCAAAGAAGGAGGAGAGAGAAAUGGCGGCGGAGAUAAGGUAUAAGAUUGGCUUGAGAGAGGUGGGGAAUCCAGUGCCAAGGAUUGUGAACGGGGAAUGGGUGGAGGACUCAUGGAAGGAGGCGACGGUGGUUGAUGAGGAAGAGUAUGUGGCUGGGUGA